This is a messenger RNA of Heteronotia binoei (common prickly gecko), 1124 nucleotides long. Its product is annotated as olfactory receptor 6E1-like. Gene Ontology annotation, biological process: G protein-coupled receptor signaling pathway. The transcript has 2 exons. Gene Ontology annotation, cellular component: membrane. Gene Ontology annotation, molecular function: olfactory receptor activity; G protein-coupled receptor activity. NCBI's taxonomy places the organism in Eukaryota, Metazoa, Chordata, Lepidosauria, Squamata, Gekkonidae. The record is from RefSeq and is a predicted model, not a curated record. The coding region runs from base 138 to 1124 and encodes 328 amino acids.
AUUUGGAGAGUAAUUUAGUUUUGGAAUCCCCUGUUGUUUAGUAGCUUAGGAGGCCUCCAAAGGGGAACACAGCAGCCAAUUGCAUGGAGGAGAGGUCCAUCACUGCCUACCUGCCAUGAUGAUGAAAUGGAGCCUCUAUGUUCAGAGGCAGUAGCACUCUUAAUAUCAGGGAGGUGCCGAAAAAGAUGAACAGCACCCCAGUGAGGGAAUUCAUACUUUUGGGCUUUACAGACAAUCAUAAGCUUCAAGUUGUACUCUUUCUCCUAUUGAUGGGAACAUAUCUGUUGACUAUAUCCGGGAACGUGGUGAUCGUUGCGAUCACGCUCUCCAGUCGCCGUCUCCACACUCCAAUGUAUUUCUUCCUCCGAAAUUUUGCGCUCUUGGAGGUUGGAUUCACCACUGCCCUCAUCCCCAAAGCACUGGCCCACUUGGCCACGGGGCAGAGGACGAUCUCCAUCAGUGGCUGCUUCACGCAAUGUUUUCUGUAUUUUACCUUGGGGACAACGGAGUUCUUCCUGCUGGCGGUCAUGUCAUUUGACAGAUACGUGGCCAUCUGCCACCCUCUUCGUUACGCCACCAUAAUGAGUGGUCAACUCUGUUCCCUGCUAGUAGGUUGCUCUUGGGUUGGGGGCUUGUUGCUAAUCCUGGGCCCAGCAAUUGCUUUAUUUCAGAUGCCAUUUUGCGGCCCAAACACUAUAAACCAUUUUUUCUGCGACAAUGGACCGCUGAUCAAACUCGCCUGUGUAGACACAAUUCUGAUGGAACGCGUGGAUUUCUUCAUUGCCACGUUCUCUCUCAUUGGAACUUUGGCAGUGACUGUCAUUUCCUAUGCCAACAUUAUUUCUAGCAUUUUGCGCAUCCCAUCGACUCAAGAGAGGCAGAAGGCUUUCUCCACUUGCUCCUCCCAUAUUAUUGUUGUGUCCUUGUUCUAUGGCAGCUGUAUCUUCAUGUACGUGAGGCCUUCCCAAAGCGAAGGGUUUGGUUUCAAUAAAGGAGUCUCCAUUUUAAACACUGUGGUGACACCUUUGUUGAACCCCUUUAUCUACACUCUCAGAAACAAACAAGUACACGAAGCUCUCAGAGAUGCCAAAAGAAAGAUAUGUAUUAGAAAUCGGAAACACUGA